Adineta ricciae is the source of this 975-nucleotide messenger RNA. The record is from the annotation of a GenBank genome assembly. Lineage: Eukaryota; Metazoa; Rotifera; Eurotatoria; Adinetida; Adinetidae.
AUGGAUUUCGACGAUGAAUUAUUAGGAAAAACAGUCAUCUUAGGAAAUAUAACUUAUGAACUCGAUAAACUCAGUCCUGAAGAACGCUUCCGUGUUCAACAUGAAGCAAUACAUGAAAAACAUAAAGGACAUGAAGCGAUGCACAUGGAAAUGAUACUCGUUCUACUUAUUUCACUCAUUCUCUGCCAAUUUGUAUUAUUACUAUGGAAAAAUUAUCAUAUUCGAUCCUAUCAAUUUUUCACUCUUCUUGCCAUGUGGUUAAUUCCAUUUGGACUAUCCAUCAGAUUUAUUUACAUUCGUUUCAUAAUCAUCUGGUGUUGUUUUACUGGCAUAACCUUUUAUGUUACACGGCGAGCAACGAGACAACCGAUCGAACCAAACACACCAAGAUUGGUGUAUAAGUGGUUUCUGCUUGUCUAUAAAGUCUCAUAUGGUCUUGCUAUAGCGGGGUAUUUUCUUAUAAUGAUGACUUUUAUCGGUAUUAAUAGUCUGCUUUUGAUAUCUCCACAGACUUCACUUGAUUUUGGAAUUUUAAGCAUGUUCUAUGGAAUCUACUAUGGAGUACUCGGUCGAGAUAUGGCUGAAUCUUGUACGGAUCGAAUGGCGUCGAAAAUAGGAUAUUAUUCCGAAAGUGGUCUUCCAAAACGUGCACUAGAAUCGAAUACAUGCGCAGUUUGUGCUAAUCCGAUUCUUGUUCAAAAUAACGAUGAAGCGUUAAUUGAACGAACAUAUAAAUUACAAUGUGGACAUACAUUUCAUGAAUUUUGCAUACGUGGUUGGUGUAUUGUUGGUAAAAAGCAAACAUGUCCAUAUUGUAAAGAGAAAGUGGAUCUAAAAAGAUUGUUCCCGAAUCCGUGGGAGAAACCGCAUGUGCUGUACGGAAAUCUACUUGACUGGAUUCGAUACUUAGUCGCUUGGCAACCGUUGAUUCUUCUAAUUGUUCAAGGUGUUAAUUAUAUUCUUGGACUCGAAUGA